Larimichthys crocea (large yellow croaker) is the source of this 1498-nucleotide messenger RNA. RefSeq names its product UTP23 small subunit processome component (gene utp23). Bases 216 to 968 code for a protein of 250 amino acids. Gene Ontology annotation, cellular component: small-subunit processome. The record is from RefSeq and is a predicted model, not a curated record. The transcript is spliced from 3 exons. NCBI's taxonomy places the organism in Eukaryota, Metazoa, Chordata, Actinopteri, Sciaenidae.
AUUUUGUUUCCGGCCGGAGUUUUCAUCAGUUGGUACCAUCAGCGUGUUGUGUACAGGUUCCCAUGCUUGACUGUCCGACAGAGAGAUUUUGAUAUUUUGAUAUUUUGAUAUUUUAAUAUUUUAAAGGCAGACGUCUGAAGUCGUCACUAACGGCUGCUGGCGAGGCGGGAAACAGAAAGACAGAAAGCUUGUUGUGACUCCGUCCCGCAGCCAGCAUGAAGAUCAAGCGACAGAAACAAGCCAAGAAAACUCUGAGCUUCUACAAAUACAACUUCAGCUUCAGGGAGCCCUUCCAGAUCCUCAUCGACGGGACGUUUUGUCAGGCGGCUCUGAAGAACAAGAUCCAGAUCAAAGAGCAGAUGCCCAAGUACCUGAUGGGGGAGGUGCAGCUGUGCACCACCAGCUGUGCGCUCAGAGAGCUGGACACUCUGGGUAAAGAGCUGUACGGAGCUAAGAUCAUCCUGCAGAGGUUCCAGGUGAGGAGGUGUCCGCACUUCAAGAGCCCGGUCCCCGCUUCAGAGUGUCUGCUGUCCAUGCUGGGGGACACAAACCCACACCACUACUUUGUUGCUACACAGGACCACACAGUAACCGCAGGCCUGAAGAAGAUUCCAGGUGUCCCUCUGCUCUACAUCAUCCUCAACACCAUCGUGCUGGACAAGCCCUGCCAGACGUCCCUCGACCACGUCCAGGCCGUCCAGCUGGGAGAACUGGUCAGCCAGGCCCAGCAGCAGAGCAUCCGCAGCCUGAAAGAGGAGCAGGGCAUCGCCCAGAAGGACGGCGAGAGGCGAGGGAAGAAGAGAAAGAGGAAACAGAGCAACCCCAAUCCUUUGAGCUGCUUGAAGAAGAAGAAGAAAGGCGUCCCAACACAGCCACUGAAGAAGACGGAGGAGGGGGAGAAGAGGAAAAGAAGUCGACACAAGAAAAGACGAGACGACACGUCCGCUCCUGCAGCUACAAAUACAUAGUACAACAGGAAGACAGAGACUUGAGCCAUUUAGUUUCUUACAUAAAUAUUAUCUGAACAUUAACUGCAGCGAAUAAAUCAACAUGCGGCACACAGAAUGUCAUUUUAAAAUAUCGGUCAUGGUAUGUGUUUUAUUUUGACAUUUCUGCAUCAGUUUCUGAGUUUACAGGCAUGAGAUAGGAAGUGUUCAGAAACAUACCAAUGUUUUUGAGAAGAUUUGUCUUGGCUUUUAUAUAAAAUAAAAAAGGGUUUACAGGCACAUAGUUUAAAAUCUAAGAUGCACUCAGACAUUACAUGAUAUACAGUUUAUAUGGAAGUGGAUUAUCAAAAAGUGAUGCAUUCAGCUGUCUUUGCAGGAGCACAGGGAAGUGUGCUCACAAUGACUCGGCGCUGUGCAGUGUGUGAUUACUGACCUCUGUACUGUUAUCUUGUGAGUUGAGUCCAAACGACAACGUUUAAAACAAAUGUGUCCAUUCAGACUUCACAUGGUCAUUCUUCAGAUUAUAAAUAAGAAAACAAGUCAUUCUCUUA